AGCUUCACCUUUAACAAAAAAAAAAAAAAAAGCCUUAAAAAAAAAAAACUUCUUCACUCGCUUUCACUCCAUUCGUUUGCAUUAUUGAAGUUACCUAGUACCUUGUUGUUUGGUUGAAGCUAAUUUGGGAAUAUGGGAAUAUUCACUAAAUUGAAAUCACUGGAAAAUAACCACACCUUCAAUAAAAUUUUGGAAAAACCAGCUCCAACUCACCAUCGCUCUCAUAAUUCAUCUUCGUCUUUUACUGAAGGUAGUGAAUUCUCUCUGAGUACUUCAGACUCCUCCUAUUCCUCCGGUGAUACCAAUAAUAAAAUGAAUACGUAUCCUUACACCGAUAAUUCAUUUGUUGCUAAACAUAUUCCAACUCCUCUAAGACCAGCAAUUGAUUAUAAUUUCCCUCCUCAACAACCAAUAGCUCCAGCAAAUCAUCAUAGAAAAUCCUCUUCUGCGGAUUUAUCGAACUAUUUAAGAGCUGGGUCUGCUUCUCCUAAAAAUAAAACUUCUCCUAAUUUACAACUGCAUAAUAAUAGCCCUAAUUCUGCUAAAAAAUUAAAUCGGAUUCCUCCCCCCGAUUUAAAUAGUAUGGAUCCAAAGAACAACGUUGGUAAUAAUGCUUCUCAAUCUUCCUUGAGUGCUAAUAAUAAUUCUUCUCAAGCUUCAAUUAAUCAAUCUCCUUCGUCGUCUUCUUCUAAUCUUCAGCAUCCUCAAAAUACUUACCAAACUUUGAAUCCUUCCACCCCGGAUCAGUCGACUUUACCUCCUGCUCAAAGAUUCUCUCAAGCUUAUAAAAACUAUGCUCAAAAUAAUGGUCAUCCAGUGAAAGAAUCUUCUUUGAAAGAUCUGGAUGAUCUGGAAGAUGAAGAUUAUUCUUCAAGUGAAGCGGAUACCUCUGCUGAUACCUCUUCAACAAUGAGUGUUCCAAGACAGCCCCAAUCUCAUCCUUAUGAAGCACAAUGGCGUCAAUACUAUGCUUCUAUGGCUAUGGCUCAACAGCAACAACAGCAACAAGCUCAAGCUCAAGCUCAAAGACACUCAAUGCUUCCUGGUAGCCCCUAUGGUCGUCAAAUGAUGAACCCAAUGAUGGGUGGGAUGAACCCAAUGAUGGGGAUGAACAAUAUGGGCAUGAUGAAUGGAGGUAUGAUGAAUGGAGGUAUGAUGAAUGGAAUGAAUAUUAAUAUGAUGCCACCAGCAAUGCAAUUUCAAAUGUUACAAAUGCAGCAAAUGCAAUUACAACAAAUGUUUAUGGCUCUUCAACAACAAAUGUCUCCAAAUGGAAAUGGAAUGACAAUGUCAAACUUAGAUUUGGCCCAACAACAACAACAGCAACCAACUCCUUCACAACAAGGUUCCCCAACUAAUAAAAGUUUCGUUUCUUCUUAUAAAAAUUCCGAUGAUGAAAAUAAUGGUCUUUUACAGCAAACUAGGAAGUCUAAUCUCAAAUCAAAUAGAUUUCCCUCUGUGCCCCUGUCUAUUUUACAAACUGAUUCAGAAGAUUCAAAAUUAAAAGCUAAAGUCAAUUCAGUUAGAUCUAACUCUUUGGAUUUAUCAUCUUUUGCUAAAAAUAAUGCUAAAGAUGAUGAUUUUAAUGAACAAACAAUUGUACAAAGUGAAAAAUCAAACAUUGAUCUUGAUAAAACAAUGAUUAAUAAUAAUCAAGAUUCAAUGUCUCCUGAUAAAUCUAUUGCAUUUGGUUUGGCUGAUUUAGGUUUGGAAGAUAAAGAAGGUGAAAGAAUUAUUUCUGAUUAUAGUAAAUAUUUUUUUGAUGAUGAUGAAGAUUCUCCAGUUAAGAAAAGACCUAAUGAGAGAGAACCAAGCUCUGAAUAUAGUGAUCUUUCCAAUGUCAUUGAUCAAUCUUUUAGUUCUCAAAUCAGUAAAGAUUUACCUUCUCCUCCACCGGCUCCAGCCUUUAAUCAACAUGAAGCUAUUCCAUUGCAUGAGUCGAACGAUGAAUCUGGCUUGGAAAGACAUGGUUCAACUUCUUCCACAAUGUCAUACGAUUCUUUCCAAAGUGGAUCAUCAAGUAAAUUUCACGUUGGCUCUGCAAAUGAAAGAUCGAAAAGACAAUCACAAGCAAUUGGUAAUAAUUCUGAUGAUGUGUUCGUUAAUUAUAAAAAACUGGAUGAUGUUCCUAAAAAGAAAUCAAGAUCAAGAAGAUUUAAAGAUAAAAUGACAAGAAGUAGGAAAGAUAAAAGAAAUACUAAACCAUUUGUUGAAAAAGCUCAACCACCACCACCACCACUUGUAUCUCAAUCUACAAGUAGUAGUUCUCCAAUUAUCGAUCCAUCAUUUGGAUUCAAUAAUCCAUUAAUGAAUUAUAAUACUGAAUAUGAAUCUCCUCAACAGUAUUCACCACCAAAUCAAUCAACUCAAGAUGCUUUACCUUCAAUGAAUAAUAGACAUCAAAAAACCCAAAGUAUAACAACUACAGAUUUAAAGAGAAAAUCAAUGAUGUUAAAUGGGUCUUCAUUAGGAUUUGAUUCAUUUAAUGCAGCAGGGCCUCCACCAAUCAUGAAAGCUAAUAAUAGAUUAACGAUGCCCCCAAAUAUGUUUAAUAAUUUUAAUCAAUUUGGUAAUAUGAGUAAUGCUAGUAUUAUGAAUGUUCAACCACCUCAACAACCACAAGGAUCACCAACUCAGUCAAAUAUGAAAAGCAAUGAUGCUACUAUUAGUAAAAAAAUGGAUGCUUUUAUUCAAUUGCGUAAAGUAAUUGCAUCAGGUAAUAAAAGCUUGGAAUUUAGAUUAAAAUGGAUUAAAAUGUUGAUAACUGCCACUAAUUAUAAAUUAUAUGCAUAUAUUAAUAUUAAAGGUGAACCAAUAUCAAUGGAACAAACUCAACCAAAUAAAUCAUUAUUUGUUAAAUCAUCAGUUACCCAUUUAUUGAAAAUGAUUAAGGAAUUUGAUAACAAAGCAAAUAGUAACCCUGAUGUAUAUUCAGAAGUUUGUUUUAUUUAUGGAUGUUUAUUGAAAAACGAUUAUUUAUCUUCAUUUAAUCAAGAUUUUGGAAUUCACAAAGAUAUUCCUCAAGCUAUCGAAUAUUUGGAAAAGAGUAUUGAAUUGAACCCAAGUAAUAGCAAAGCUCAUCAUAGAUUAGGUGAAAUCUUUGAAUAUGAAUUUGACGAUAAAUUUAGUGAAGCUUUAGGUAAUUAUAAAGAAUCUGCAAGAUUAGGAUAUAAUAGAGCUAUUUAUAAGAUUGCCAUGUUAUAUUUAACUGAACAAAGUGUUAGAUCCAAUAAAUUUUUCAAUUAUUUAUACGAUUUAUCAAAUAUUGAUUUGAAUUCAAAAGACAUUGAAUUAAGUGAUGAUGAUUUUGAAGAAUUAGAAGAAGUUGUUGGUUUAGCAACUCAUGAAUUAGGUAAAAUCUAUGAAGGUAUUUAUCCAGGAGACUUGACCCCUGAUGAACCAUUUGUUCAAAGAGCUUUAGAAAAAGCUCCGGUUAAUUAUGCCAAAAGUUUAACUUAUUAUAAUAAAGCUGCUAAAAUGAAUUGCUUAUUAUCUCAAGUUAAAUUAGGUUCUGUUUAUGAAUAUGGUGAAUUAAACAGACAAAGAAAUGCAAAUAAAUCAAUCCAAUGGUAUAUUAAAGCAUCAACCUCUCCUUUACCUUUUAAAAGACACCCAGACGCAAUGUUAGGUUUAUGCAGAUGGUGCUUACAAGGUAGUCAAGGUAUGAGUAAACAUAUUCCUUCCCCAGCUCCUCAAAAGGCUUUUAUGUGGUGUCAAAGAGCAGUAAGAGAAUUCCAAACCCCAGAAGCUUACUUUGCAAUGGGUGAAUUAACCGAACAAGGUUUAGGCCAUGGUGACCCAAAAACUUACUAUACUAAAGCUUAUAAGCUUGGACAUGCAGAUGCUGCUGCAAAACUCAAUCUUUAACUCAAAUUUUAAUUGCAAAAAGUAUAUCAAUACAUUAUUUUUCCUUUUUUUUUUCAUUCAAUUCUUCUAAUACUUUUAAUGACUAUGAACCAUUUAUUCCCAUUACGUAUAGUUUCCUAUAUAUAUAAAAC
Hyphopichia burtonii NRRL Y-1933 is the source of this 3998-nucleotide messenger RNA. RefSeq lists its product as uncharacterized. Gene Ontology annotation, molecular function: protein binding. The transcript has a single exon. NCBI's taxonomy places the organism in Eukaryota, Fungi, Ascomycota, Pichiomycetes, Serinales, Debaryomycetaceae. The record is from RefSeq and is a predicted model, not a curated record. The coding region runs from base 133 to 3867 and encodes 1244 amino acids.